UCUCAGAGAAAUCCCAGAGAAAUCCCGGAGAAACCCCAGAGAAAUCCCGGAGCGAUCCCAGAAAGAUCCCACAGAGAUCCCGGCUCCGCGGGGCGAUCCCACAGCGAUCCCACAGAGAUCCCGCAGAGAUCCCGCAGAGAUCCCAGCGAUCCCGCAGAGAUCCGACAGAAACCCCACAGAAAUUCCGGCGAUCCCACAGUGAUCCCGGCAUGGGGAACAUCGCCUGCGUCCCGCAGGCUCCCGGCGGCUUCAGGAGCUCCUUCCGAAGGAAACCCUCGCUGAAGAAAGAACAAAAUGGCAAAAAAAAGCUGCCCAGCUUUUUUGGGAUAGAUGGAAGCCAGGAGAGGGACACGACCACGGAUAAAAUCCUGCAGUAUAUUCCAGCAAAGAUUAUCCAGAAGCAGGAAAACCAGAAGGAAAACUUGGACCAGAGGUUCCCCAGCCUGUUCAAGAAGGGCCGACGGAAAACGAUCGUCAGGAACUUGGGCAAGAUGAUUUAUUACUCCAAGGUCAAGUUUAAGUUCCAGCACUGCCAGGAGGUCAACAACUGCUUCCUGGAGCUCUUCCAGUCCUACCUGUACUUCCAGUCCACGGCUCCCAACGGCCUCACCUACCAGGGGCUGCUGCCUCUGAAGGAGCUGCAGGUGCGUGAGCUGGGGGCUGGGCAGGACCCGGGGCAGCAGGACCACGCUUUCCACAUCUCAGGGCCCCUGCUGAACCCCCUGGUCGUGUUCUGCCCCUCGGAGGCCGAGCUCAGGCAGUGGCUCUACCACCUGGAGAAGCAGAUCCAGCUCUGUGGAGGGAGCCUGGCGCUGCCCCUGCUGUCCCAGGCCGGCCCCGGGCCCAAGGAGGGGCUGCUGUGGUCAGUGCAGAACUUGCCCGUGCGGGACUGGAGAGGGACCCAGCGCCAGUCCCUGGGGGAAAUCCUGUGUGUGUCCAGGGUGAGGCUGCAGCACCUGCCCUUCCAGGAGCAGCACGAGCGGCUGCUGCUGCUCUACCCCUCCACGCUGGUGAUCGUGUCCGAGGAGCCCCACGGCCUCUGCUUCAAGGGAGAGCUCCCUCUCAACGCCAUCCAGGUGCUUUUCCAGGAGAACGACAAAACCUCCUUCCUGAUCGAAGGCCGGCUGAUAAAUUCCAUCCGAGUGACCUGUCCCAGCUACCAGGAUUACCAGGAGUGGCUCUACUGCCUGAAAACGGCGCAGUUCCGAAACGCCGACUCCUCCCUGUCGGGCUCCGAGAGCUUCUCGGGCUCAAAGCUGCCACACCCCGGCCAGUUUGCCAGCAGUGGGAGGGGGUCGCUGAGCUCGGACGGCCGGACCAACUCCUGGGUGUCCGGAGGCAGAGUGACCACGCUGACACAGCUGUCCCAGGCCAGUGGCUCCCUGCCUGACGGCCACUCCUUCCUGCCCCACCCCGAGGAGCCCCUCUCCCCUGGCUACUCCCAGCCUCUGCAUAUCCCCUUCCUGCCACAGGAACACCUGAGCCUUUCGCUGCAUCCCCCAGGUGAGACCCCCAUCAUCAGCAUCCUCCAGAGCUGGGCUCUGCCCCUCAUCCCUCCUUGUCACCUGUCCUGUGUUUGUGUCACCUGUCCUGUACCUGUAAUUGUCCUUCUGCAACACCAGAGACUCCAGAAUUGUCCUCCUGAAAAACCAGAGACUCCCAGAAUAGUCAUUCUGCAACACCAGAGGCUCCCAGGAUUGUCCUCCUGCAGGACUAGAAGCUCCCAGGAUUGUCCUGCAAGCCCAGGUUUGUCCAUCUGCAAAAUCAGAGGCUCUCAGGAUUGUCCUCCUGAAAAAUCAGAGGCUCCCAGAAUUGUCCUUCUGCAACACCAGAGACUCCAGAAUUGUCCUCCUGAAAAACCAGAGACUCCCAGAAUAGUCAUUCUGCAACACCAGAGGCUCCCAGGAUUGUCCUCCUGCAGGACUAGAAGCUCCCAGGAUUGUCCUGCAAGCCCAGGUUUGUCCAUCUGCAAAAUCAGAGGCUCUCAGGAUUGUCCUCCUGAAAAAUCAGAGGCUCCCAGAAUUGUCCUUCUGCAACACCAGAGACUCCAGAAUUGUCCUCCUGAAAAACCAGAGACUCCCAGAAUAGUCAUUCUGCAACACCAGAGGCUCCCAGGAUUGUCCUCCUGCAGGACUAGAAGCUCCCAGGAUUGUCCUGCAAGCCCAGGUUUGUCCAUCUGCAAAAUCAGAGGCUCUCAGGAUUGUCCUCCUGAAAAAUCAGAGGCUCCCAGAAUUGUCCUUCUGCAACACCAGAGACUCCAGAAUUGUCCUCCUGAAAAACCAGAGACUCCCAGAAUAGUCAUUCUGCAACACCAGAGGCUCCCAGGAUUGUCCUCCUGCAGGACUAGAAGCUCCCAGGGUUGUCCUGCAAGCCCAGGAUUGUCCUCCUGCAAAUCCAGAGGCUCCCAGGAUUGUCCUCCUGCUCUCAGGAUUGUCCUGCAAGCCCAGGUUUGUCCAUCUGCAAAAUCAGAGGCUCUCAGGAUUGUCCUCCUGAAAAAUCAGAGGCUCCCAGAAUUGUCCUUCUGCAACACCAGAGACUCCAGAAUUAAGCUCCCAGGGUUGUCCUGCAAGCCCAGGAUUGUCCUCCUGCAAAUCCAGAGGCUCCCAGGAUUGUCCUCCUGCUCUCAGGAUUGUCCUGCAAGCCCAGGUUUGUCCAUCUGCAAAAUCAGAGGCUCUCAGGAUUGUCCUCCUGAAAAAUCAGAGGCUCCCAGAAUUGUCCUUCUGCAACACCAGAGACUCCAGAAUUGUCCUCCUGAAAAACCAGAGACUCCCAGAAUAGUCAUUCUGCAACACCAGAGGCUCCCAGGAUUGUCCUCCUGCAGGACUAGAAGCUCCCAGGAUUGUCCUGCAAGCCCAGGUUUGUCCAUCUGCAAAAUCAGAGGCUCUCAGGAUUGUCCUCCUGAAAAAUCAGAGGCUCCCAGAAUUGUCCUUCUGCAACACCAGAGACUCCAGAAUUGUCCUCCUGAAAAACCAGAGACUCCCAGAAUAGUCAUUCUGCAACACCAGAGGCUCCCAGGAUUGUCCUCCUGCAGGACUAGAAGCUCCCAGGAUUGUCCUGCAAGCCCAGGUUUGUCCAUCUGCAAAAUCAGAGGCUCUCAGGAUUGUCCUCCUGAAAAAUCAGAGGCUCCCAGAAUUGUCCUUCUGCAACACCAGAGACUCCAGAAUUGUCCUCCUGAAAAACCAGAGACUCCCAGAAUAGUCAUUCUGCAACACCAGAGGCUCCCAGGAUUGUCCUCCUGCAGGACUAGAAGCUCCCAGGAUUGUCCUGCAAGCCCAGGUUUGUCCAUCUGCAAAAUCAGAGGCUCUCAGGAUUGUCCUCCUGAAAAAUCAGAGGCUCCCAGAAUUGUCCUUCUGCAACACCAGAGACUCCAGAAUUGUCCUCCUGAAAAACCAGAGACUCCCAGAAUAGUCAUUCUGCAACACCAGAGGCUCCCAGGAUUGUCCUCCUGCAGGACUAGAAGCUCCCAGGAUUGUCCUGCAAGCCCAGAAUUGUCCUCCUGCAAAUCCAGAGGCUCCCAGGAUUGUCCUCCUGCUCUCAGGAUUGUCCUGCAAGCUCAGGAUUGUCCUUCUGCAACACCAGAGACUCUAGAAUUGUCCUCCUGAAAAACCAGAGGCUCCCAGGAUUGUCCUGCAAGCCCAGGAUUGUCCAUCUGCAAAAUCAGAGGCUCUCAGGAUUGUCCUUCUGCAACACCAGAGACUCCAGAAUUGUCCUCCUGAAUAACCAGAGGCUCCCAGGGUUGUCCUGCCAGCCCAGAGGCAGCAGACAGAAGGUGGAAGGAGAAAAAGAAAAAAAACCCAACCCAAGCAGAUCUGAGCUCAGUGGGAUUUUAUUUCCUUUCUACUUUAUGGCAGGAAAUUUCCUUUCCAGCUCCAGAGCUGGUGCCAGCAAAAGUGCCACGGGUGAUCUGUGCUCCCUGAGCUCUGCCCUGCAGGGGAACCCCCCAAAAUUCCCCUUGGGGGUCCCUCCUUUCCUCCAAGG
Molecule: messenger RNA, 3978 nt
Organism: Ficedula albicollis (Collared flycatcher)
Lineage: Eukaryota; Metazoa; Chordata; Aves; Passeriformes; Muscicapidae
Gene: PLEKHN1
Product: pleckstrin homology domain containing N1
Exons: 20
Coding region: 210-3602 (1130 amino acids)
Biological process (GO): positive regulation of apoptotic process; 3'-UTR-mediated mRNA destabilization; response to hypoxia
Cellular component (GO): mitochondrial membrane; cytoskeleton
Molecular function (GO): phosphatidic acid binding; cardiolipin binding; phosphatidylserine binding
Source: RefSeq, a predicted model, not a curated record